Messenger RNA from Eleginops maclovinus (Patagonian blennie), 1861 nucleotides. RefSeq names its product CCAAT enhancer binding protein gamma (gene cebpg). The transcript has 4 exons. The record is from RefSeq and is a predicted model, not a curated record. Gene Ontology annotation, molecular function: RNA polymerase II cis-regulatory region sequence-specific DNA binding; DNA-binding transcription factor activity, RNA polymerase II-specific. Gene Ontology annotation, biological process: DNA-templated transcription; regulation of transcription by RNA polymerase II. NCBI's taxonomy places the organism in Eukaryota, Metazoa, Chordata, Actinopteri, Perciformes, Eleginopidae.
AAGAGAUUUCGCAAUACUCUCCUCUCCAUGUUCCAAACAAACACACUCAGAGACAAACAGAGACGGGAUUAAACUCUCUUUUUUACGCUCAAUCUUUGUACUUUGACGAAUGGUCGACUCCACCGCCGCCCCCUAAAGCUGUGAUUGAAGCCCCGCAUGUUUCCUCCGGAGUUCCCCUUCAAACACAGCCGACGAUGAUGCAACACCAGGCAACAGCUCUGCUUCCACCCGGAGCGCUUUCCGCUGCGCACACCGCUGCAUGGCAACGCGUCGACCAAUCAGAGUGUGCAGCGCGGCUAAUUAACCAGUCAGAGCAGCGUUGAUAAUAAACCGCGGAAUAAUAAUCAACCAAUCAGAGUAAAGACAUGCUCCAUAGAGGUGAACUCCGCCCCACCCCCCCAACAAUUCACUGCACACUGAGGAGUCUCGAACCGCCACACCUGGAGGCAACAAUCCCAAUGAGCCGGCUGUCCCAGGCGAAACCAAACACCCCCAACCAAUCCUCCGGCGUGAGCGUCAUCCAGAGCCAGACCACCCCCCAGUCAUCACUGUUAGCACUGCAGCAGGUGCCCCAGAUCGCCCCCCCCAGCAGGUAAGGCCCCCCAACAGGAGGUAAGGCGCGCCCCCCCGGCAGGAUGAAGAAGCCGUCGGCGGAGAAAGACAGCGACGAGUACCGUCAGCGGCGCGAGCGCAACAACCUGGCGGUGAAGAAGAGUCGCAUGCGCUCCAAGCAGAAGGCGGUGGACACGCAGCAGCGGGUAAACGAGCUGAAGGAGGAGAACGAGCGGCUGGAGGCCAAGAUCAAGCUGCUGAGCAAGGAGCUGAGCGUGCUCAAAGACCUGUUCCUGGAGCACGCCCACAACCUGGCCGACAAUGUGCAGCCCCCGCCCGCCGCCGGCAGCCCCAGCACCGCGGCCAACGGGCAGUGAGUGGGCUGGGGCCAGGAGGACGAUUCAGCCAAUGGGCAGAGAGCAGGGGCUAUAGGGACGAUUUCUGCACAAAACUUUUGGAAUCUUCUUCUUCUUCUGCUGCUUCGGGCUUCUUCUGGUUCUUCUAUGGGACGAUCCAUCAGCGUGACGGAUGAGACUUUGUGAUAGGGCUGUGCAGGGACGUGCUCCUCCUCCACAGCCAAUGGGAUGUUUCCAGGGAUUUUGGAUUGUACGUUUCGCUCCGCUGAAUAUUCUGAGGGAUUAAUCUGAAUUUCUGGGGAAAAUUCUUCUGAUAUUCCAAGAAAUCAAAGUGGGAAAUGUAUAGAAAAGAUGAGAAGUGAUCUGAGAUCAAGAGAAAAUCAUAUUUUUAUUUUACUGUCAAUUUCUGUGUUUUUAUCGUUAAAAAUCAUUCAAAUGUAUCUUCAACAAUCUAAAUUAAUCCCAAACAAUAAUUUCAUUUUUCCUCUAAAUUUGUUUUCUCCAGGAAUUGUCAGGGUUUGAAGACUCAUUCCUGCACCUCUCUACGCUCCUCUGCUUUAUCGAGAUUUAAUAACUCAGUGGGUCAAGAGAAAAACUCUGUAAUUCAGCUUUCAAAAGCAGGAAAGCACUUUAAUUACUAUAUGAAUCCAUUGAUGCCCUGCUUUCAACCCACAAGUUCUUUAUUCUUGUUUAAAACGUAAAAAAGGUUGGAUUAAAAACACAAUUUUACUAUUAUUUAUUGAAAUCAUUCAAAUUUUGAGUGUGAAUCGGUCUGUUUGAUGGAGGAGGUCUGGAGAGGAAUUGGAUCUGUGAAUCCAGUUCGAUGUAAAUUCUUCCAGCUUCUGUUUUUUAGGAUGUGUAUCUCUUCUGUUCUGAGAGUUUUUGUGUGUUCACUACGUGUCGGUGUUUAAAGGGCAGUUCUGUGGUUAUUAAAGAGUCUAUUUAUACUGAAA